AUGACAAAGGAUACUGGAAAAACCAAGAAAUCCGAUGAGAAAUCAACUGAAAAACGCCCUGAGACACCACCGCCAUCAGAACCACCAAAACAGGAAUCCAAUGAAUCAUCAAAAUCAAACAAAACAACAUCAAAAAAAGUUUUAAAGAAAAAUAAACGUUGUGGUGGAAAUGCUUGCCCAGAUUGCGGUAAAUGUACCGAUUGGCAUUAUAAUGGUGAUAUACACCUCGAUCAUCUUCUUCAUAAACAUAAUGAAUCUCAUGCUCUUUUAAAUCCACAACGUUGGACUCGUAGUCCUAAUGCAACAUGUCUCGUUUAUACAAAUGGUUUUAUUUAUAGUACUGGUGAUACUGGUUCGGUUAUUUGUCAAUGUUCUUCAGAAUAA
Adineta steineri is the source of this 384-nucleotide messenger RNA. The record is from the annotation of a GenBank genome assembly. NCBI's taxonomy places the organism in Eukaryota, Metazoa, Rotifera, Eurotatoria, Adinetida, Adinetidae.